Messenger RNA from Gasterosteus aculeatus aculeatus (three-spined stickleback), 2176 nucleotides. RefSeq names its product DEAD-box helicase 19a (gene ddx19a). Gene Ontology annotation, molecular function: nucleic acid binding; RNA helicase activity; ATP binding. NCBI's taxonomy places the organism in Eukaryota, Metazoa, Chordata, Actinopteri, Perciformes, Gasterosteidae. The record is from RefSeq and is a predicted model, not a curated record.
CACUAUAUUCCCGAUGGGUUUGAAGGCACCACUCGUGCGGCCCAACGGGUAACGGUUGGUCAGCAGCAGCGGCGCGGCGUCACUUCGCUUUGACGCACAUCAUUCACGCUGACAUCAAACUUUUGAUUCAAAACAAAAAAAAAGUGUCGUUUUGCUUCAACAGAAAACUACUUUCAAAGUUUGAAAAUGUCUGACGACUCGUGGGCAGUCGCCGUCGAUCUCCAAGAAUCUACGACUCCAUCACUACAGUUGAACCCCCCGAGGAAAGUGGAUCGAGUGUGUUCCCUUCGUAACAUAGGAGGAGACAUAAACGGCAACGUUGAGCCGGAGACUGCUGAAAAUGGAGGUUCGAGGAAAAGCUGGAACCAAGCGGACCUGGCCGAGCAGUCCCUGCUGAACAAACUGAUCCGCCGCUCUCUGGUGCGGAACAGAAACCAGGUGGAGGUCCUGCAGCGGGACCCCGCGUCUCCCCUGUACUCCGUCAAGACCUUUGAGGAGUUGAGACUGAAGCCCGAGCUGCUGAACGGGGUCUACGACAUGGGAUUCAACCGGCCCUCGAGGAUCCAGGAGAACGCUCUGCCCAUGAUGUUGGCUCAGCCACCUCAGAAUCUGAUCGCCCAGUCACAGUCUGGCACGGGUAAAACCGCUGCCUUUUCUCUGGCCAUGCUCAGCCAUGUGAACCUGGAGAACAAGUGGACUCAGUGCCUGUGCAUCUCGCCGACGUACGAGCUCGCUCUGCAGAUCGGUCAAGUAAUCGAGCAGAUGGGGAAGUUUUGCCCCGACGUAAAACUGGCCUACGCCAUUCGGGGAAACAGAAUGGAGCGAGGCACUAAGUUGCAGGAGCAGAUUGUUGUCGGAACACCGGGCACCAUCCUCGACUGGUGCACCAAGCACAAGCUCAUUGACCCCAAGAAGAUUACUAUGUUUGUGCUCGACGAGGCUGACGUGAUGAUCGCCACACAAGGUCAUCGGGACCAGAGCAUACGGAUCCACAGACUGCUAACAGAGAAAUGCCAGAUGCUCCUCUUCUCUGCAACCUUUGAGGACUCUGUGUGGAAGUUUGCAGAACGUGUGGUUCCUGAUCCCAACAUCAUCAGGCUGAAGCGGGAAGAGGAGACGCUGGACACCAUCAAGCAGUUCUACGUGAUCUGUAGGGAGAAGGAGGACAAGUUCACAUCACUGUGUAAUCUCUAUGGGAGCCUCACCAUUGCACAGGCCAUGAUCUUCUGCCGUACUCGCAAGAUGGCUGCUUGGCUGUCUGUAAACCUGCGCUUGGAAGGGCACCAAGUGGCUUUACUGAGCGGCGAAAUGACCGUGGAGCAGAGAGCGGCCGUCAUCGAGCGCUUCAGGAACGGCAAGGAGAAAGUACUCGUGACUACAAACGUGUGCUCCAGAGGUAUUGAUGUGGAGCAAGUGUCGCUCGUGGUCAACUUUGACCUCCCCGUGGGCCUGGACGGGAAGGCCGACAACGAGACGUACCUCCACCGGAUUGGCCGCACGGGGCGCUUCGGCAGGAGAGGGUUUGCGGUCAAUAUGGUGGACGGCGAAAAGAGCAUGGACAUCAUCCACGAGAUCGAGAUGCAUUUCAACAGGACAAUCACGGAGCUGGACACGAGCAAUCUGGAGGAAAUGGAAAGCUUGAUCAGCUGAAGGCUCUGCUACGUGCAGGAAUAAAACGGAGGCGUUACCUCAAAAGCGACUUGAGUUAUUUGCACGGUUUAUUGUUUGAAUUAUUUUAUUGUUUACAGCUGAGAUGCAUGCUAGUUUUGACUAUGCAAACUUGUUUUAUGGCGGUUCUUUGUGCCAAAGUUCUUUUUCAUAGAUGUGUCCGACCUUGAUUGCUGGAGUGCCUUCUAAGCCUUUAUAAGCUGUCUCCCAGAGACUAUAAACCUGCCGUCAGCUGUGAAACAGCACUUAAGAAGAGUGGUGAAGAGACUACGGCGAAUGGUUUGCAGUGUUGUUUGAUGUGAAUUAUUAACAUAUGAUUGUGGAGAUUUAAGAAUGGAUCUGAUUUUAAAAAUCAUGGUUGAGUUCAAAUAAAAUCUCCUUGAGUGAGUUGAAGCAAUUAAUACAGUUUAAAUGCCCUUUUUUCUUCCACAGCUGUUAAGACUGUGAGGCCAGAGUUGUUGCUCUUUUUGUGUGGGUGAAAAAUAAAUAACUACUGUUGCAUAUUAAA